Messenger RNA from Syngnathus acus (greater pipefish), 1957 nucleotides. RefSeq names its product protein O-fucosyltransferase 2 (gene pofut2). The transcript has 9 exons. The record is from RefSeq and is a predicted model, not a curated record. Gene Ontology annotation, biological process: protein O-linked glycosylation via fucose. Gene Ontology annotation, molecular function: peptide-O-fucosyltransferase activity. Lineage: Eukaryota; Metazoa; Chordata; Actinopteri; Syngnathiformes; Syngnathidae. The coding region runs from base 21 to 1358 and encodes 445 amino acids.
GUGCGUGGCUUUGAGGAAAUAUGGCGUUCAGAGAAACGUGUUUAUCAUUUGCUGCUAUAGCUUCAACGUCCUUUCCUAGUAUUUUGUGUUUUUCCAUUUUGAUUGCUUUCGCAGGCUUUGCAAAGGCAGAUAGCGGAGACGUGUUUAGUGCAAGCAACACGCCUACUGUACCCAUCGCCGCCGCUAGGGAUCUACGAUACCUUCUGUACGAUGUGAACCCUCCAGAGGGUUUCAACCUGCGGCGAGAUGUAUAUAUUCGCAUCGCAUCCCUGGUGAAAUCUCUGAGGAAGAACGGUGAUGACUGGGUCCUCGUGCUUCCCCCCUGGGGUCGCUUGUAUCACUGGCAGAGCCCCAACCUCCAUCAGAUCCGCAUCCCUUGGGGAGAGUUCUUCAGCCUCACCAGCCUACAGGCCAACGUUCCGGUGAUCGAGUAUGAGGAGUUCAUUGCUGAAAAUGGAGGUCCAUUUAUUGAUCAAGUUGUGGUCCUGCAAAAUUACGCGGAGGGAUGGACUGAUGGGAAAUGGGAGGAAAAGGUUGAUGAGCGGCCGUGCAUUGACAAAUUGAUGUACAACAAAGAUAAACAGGGCUACUACAGGGGCUGGUUUUGGGGCUUCGAAGAGACGAGAGCUCGAAACGUAACUUGUCUGUCAGCACAAGGUCAUGCCUCCAUCAUGGUCCCGGUUCUUCGACAGAACAUUACAGUGACCUCUGUAAUGCUCGACCGAGCAGAAACACUUCUCCAUGAUCAUUAUGCAGGAAAGGAUUACUGGGAUAGCCGUCGCAGUAUGGUGUUUGCCAAGCACCUGCGUCUCAUUGGAGAUGAGUUCAGAGCAAAGUACCUCAACUCGACAGAUGAUGGCGACCACACGGUUUACAAUGAAGACUGGACUCGCAUGAAGGCCAAGCUGGGCUCUGCCAAAGGGGGCCCGUACCUCGGGGUCCACUUGCGGCGAAAGGAUUUCAUCUGGGGUCACAGAGAGGACGUGCCCAGCCUGAAGGGGGCUGUGAAAAAGAUACGGAACCUGAUGAAGAAGCACAAACUGGAGCAAGUCUUUGUUGCAACCGAUGCAGACCAGGAAGAACUGAAGGAGCUAAAGAGGCUGUUGCCUGAGAUGGUGCGAUUUGAAGCGUCCGCAGAGGACCUGGAGCUUUUGAAAGAUGGAGGAGUGGCAAUCAUUGAUCAGUGGAUUUGCGCUCAUGCAAGAUUCUUCAUUGGAACAUCGGUUUCGACUUUUUCCUUCCGUAUCCACGAAGAGCGUGAAAUACUUGGUUUUGAUCCAAAGACCACUUACAACCGCUUCUGUGGGGAUGCCGAGAAAGAGUGUGAACAACCUACACACUGGAAAAUUGUUUACUGAUGGCACCUUUGAAGUUUGCUACUUUACACACGUGCCAAAGCCAAUGUCAAUCAAGGACACAGUACAGUAUUUGAACUCUUGUUUUUUGUUUUUGUCUUGUACUUUUUUUAUGCCUAGGAGUGGCUGACCUGGAGUAACACCAAGAGCAUAUUGUUCUGCCAAACAGUCUCAUUUGCAUAAUAUUUGAAGACAGAUUUCAAUUGGCGUGAUAUUUUUCUGUCAUUAAUUACUCAUAUCAUUGGCACUGGUGGAAAAUAUCUUCGGGGGGCUUUUUGUAGAGGAUUUGAAUCAGUGUUUUUAAAUAAGUGGAAUUUGACAUUCUGGAUAUGUUUUUUGUGACUAUAAUUUAGUUGUAUUCGCUAAGUGGCAAUUAUUUCUGCCUCAAUCUUGCAUAUCCUAUUGCAUUUUCCAAUUGAAAAGAUCCACUCUCACUUUUUACUCAUUCUUGCACAAUAACCCGUGGGUUUUUACAAUUUUACUGAAGCAGGUAAUGCUUGGAAUAUGUUCUACACAGAGAGGACAAUACUGUGAGUGUAAAGCACUACAAGUCAUUUUGCCACUUGCUGUCAACUGAAAAUGACAUGACAUGACAAAUCACG